This is a messenger RNA of Solenopsis invicta (red fire ant), 12159 nucleotides long. RefSeq lists its product as uncharacterized. The record is from RefSeq and is a predicted model, not a curated record. Bases 990 to 11528 code for a protein of 3512 amino acids. The transcript is spliced from 3 exons. Lineage: Eukaryota; Metazoa; Arthropoda; Insecta; Hymenoptera; Formicidae.
AAAUCUUCAUAAAUUAAAAAUUGAAAAAUUUUUUAAUAUUAAAAAUAAAAAAUUCUAAAAAAUAUAAUGAGAUCUGAAAUAGAAGAAAGAAAACAUGUUCUCUCGUUAUAUCACCAAGGUGGCUAGCUAUAGGCUGUUUUGCGCAUGACAGCGAGAUACCGAUGGAUAUUGAUGCACCGUGUCAUAAGGUUUGUUCGCGUCGCAUACUCCAACUUACUCCAACAUGCUCCAAUGCAUAUGCGGCAAAUAUAUUGGAGCAUAUUGGAAUAUAUUGGAGCAUGCAAUGCGAACAAACUUAUAAUUGGCGCUAGCAUCGAUGAACCAUUUUGUAGAUGCUGAUUACAAGCAUUACAUUUCAUGUUAGCCAUGAAAACAUGAUGGAAAGAGAAAAGGUGAAGGGGUGAAAGCAUCUUUUUUGUGAGUCACGCCAAUGGCGUCGAUCGAGCGCUUUUCAUCUCGUUGUCCAUACUUUUCAACUCUUCUUGUCAAGUUUUAUUUUGCAAGUAAUCUUGCUUUCUGGAAAUUUCAAUCUUUGUAUUCUGUUUGGAUCGUAAAUUAAAACGAUGUUAAUUUUCUGAGGUUUCAAGGUACUUAAUAUAUUUUGAUAUGUGAGUGGGACGCAAACAGAAUCAUAUUACAAACAGAGCGGCGAAGUGAAUCAACGCGUUGGAAUAGGUAAAACAAUCUCGAACCCUAGCUCUAUACGAGGAGUGAAGAGUCCGCAACUCAGACUAAACAUUUCGCAGAUAAGAGCGUUGGAACUUUUGCUGUUUAUUUUAUCGAUUUUUAUUACGUUAUAUUAAUUAACAAUUGCGUCAUUGACGUCAUCGGUGUUCGGUAAAGCGUCAUCAAAGACGACAGUCGUUAUUUUGCAUAAACCGACUUCGUCCAGCGACGAUGGUGUAAAGUGAUCUCUAUAAUGAACACGAAAAACAGCGGUAUAAAUUUAAUCCAAUCUCGCAUUUGUAUCGUUUUUUUGUCGCCUUGCGAUGUCAGAGGACGCCGAACGAGACGCGUGUCGAGAAACGAACGAAACGGAGGCAGCAAGUUGCUGCGAGCUUUUCAAGCUUGCGACUCAUGGUCGCAGACAUCUGAAGACGGUGUUGUCAUGGACCGUCGCGAGAAAACUGCCGGUUUUGCCGAUCAGCGGUUACAUUUGUCGGAGAUGUCGCCGCGAAAUGCAAAAGCUAAAAGAGGCUCUGCGGAAAUUAGGAUUAUCAAAACGGGCGAGGCGUGUGGGAUUGAGGCAACUAGCGGUCAGACCAUGCGUGGUUCUUAAGCGAUGGCCGGCUUCCAGUUACAAAGAGAAAUCACUGCAGUCAUUGCCUAAUAGUAAUCAAAAUUUUCUGACGUCCCACAAGGAAUCGCAAUACGGACACCGAGACGAUGCCGAAAAAAGGCAAAUAGAAGACUCUCAAUAUCUUCUUCAACAGUCUAACACACAAAUUUUAAGCGCUGCUGCUGAAACUGCACCGAUUAGUAUAUUAGACGCUAGUAAAACUUGUCGAAAUGAAAAGCAAGACUGUAAUUUGUUAGGAAAAGAAUUAUCAAACCCAAGGGAAAAAACUGUCAAUCCUGUACAGGAUUUCACUCAAAAAGCAACAAAAAAGGAUUCUCAGAUCUAUGUUACGUCAACAAAGCAUAGGGAUGUUUCUAAAAGAUCAGAUAUUGAAGCAGCAUGCAGCUCGUCUUCAUCGAAAGACGAAUUGAUAAGGAAACAGAAUUUUCCUCACAAGUUUGCAAAUAAAAAUUCUUGUUCUAAAAGUAAAAUUGAUUUUUCAAAAGAUAAAUCUAUUUCUGUUUCCGCAAAAAAAGUGAAUAUUAAUGAGGAAUGUCCUUUGUCGGAAAAUAAAUCAUCAGAUACAACCGUACCGCUUCGAUUGACGAAACAUCGUUCUGAUCCUAAAAGGAGCAUUAAUUCUUCGGAAGAUGCUAAUGUUUUUGCUAGACAACAUAAAGAAAAGGUUUUCUCAUUAAAAACCAAACUAGAUACGUUACAAGAAUGUUCCAAUGAAUCUAGAACUGUUAAAAUUUUUUCUAAAUGCAAUGUUAGCUCAAGCAACAUAAUUUCAGAAGCAAAAGCUAAUGAUUUUACAAACGAAAAUGAAAAUGCUCAAUUAGAUUUAGAGUUAGUUAAACAUAUUGAUACAUCGUUACAAUAUAAAGAUAUAGGGAAUAAUAUCAGUCAAACAAAAAUAAAUUUAGAAUCUAAAUAUCCAUCAACAGUUAGCCUACAUAUUAGAAAAAAUUCCAAAGAAAUAAUUAAAAGAAAAGUAAGUACCAAAAGUUUAGAUCAAAAUGCAUUGCCGAUAAAAAUACGAAAGAAGAAUGAAAUUAACACAUCAUCAGAUAAAGUAGUACUACAUAAUAAUAUCGAAAUAUCCAAAUAUAAACUAAAUCAUACAGAGCAAAAAAUUUGGGGGAAUAUUACAAGAUAUAUGACAAAAAAUGAAAAUUAUAAAUCGCUUAAGCGAAGAAGUGAUAAAUAUAAAGAGAAACAAGAACAACUUCAGAAAUAUUUUAAAGAAUCCUUUGAUCCAGACACAAGUGAAACUGAAGAAGACCACAAAAUUUUGUUAAAUUAUGUGAAAAGGAAACAACAAUCUGAUCUAUUGCAUAAUGAUACAACAAAAGAAGAGGAAAAUUAUAUUUUUACAAAGAAGGAAAAGAAAUAUUUUCAUGAAGAAGGAGACAAAAAGCUAACACAUGAUACUAACUUCCAGAAAAAUAUAAAAAGCAUAAACUUCAAUAACUCGGACGAUUUCACAACCAGCAUCGAAGAAUGUGCUAUGCACGAUGCUACAAUGGACACGAAAAUAAAAGACAAAGCAUCGAUAGGUAAACGUAUUAGGUUAGCUAAUAGUACGCAGGAAAAUAUGAAGAGCACUAAUUCUGAUAAUUCAUGCGAUUCCACAGCAUGUACCAAAAAAUGCUAUGCUAUGUAUAAUACUGCAGAUGAAGUGGAAGAAGCAUCGACAUGCAAAAACGAAACGUUAAUUAAUAAUUCACAGGAAAAUACAGAAGACAUAAGCUCCGAUCAUUCAUGCGAUUCCUCUGCAAGUACUAAAAAAGAUACUGCAACAAAAAUGAGAGCAAAAGAUGGAGCAUUGACAUGCACAUAUGAUACAUCAUCUGAUGAUUCGCAGGAAAAUACAGAUAUUGUAAUAUUUCGGGAUAAAGCAAAAUCAAACGGUUCGUGCGAUUCUACUGUAAUGGAAAAGUUUAUGCACGAUGCUACAACAGACGAAGAGAUAGAAGAUAGACCAGGUAAACAUGGCACAUUUGCUAAUAAUUCGCAGAAAAAUAUUACAGAAAGCACAAUACUGCCCGAAAUAAAAUCUGAUAAUUCAUGCAAUUCCACUGUUAACACCGAAAAAAAUUAUGCUACACCUGAUACUACGACAGAAAAGAAAAUAGUUAAAUCAUCAAUAGAUGGAGCAUCAACACGCAUACGUGACGUGUCUGCAAAUAAUUCGCAGAAAAGUAUAGAGAAUGCAAAAUCAAUUGAAGAAAAAUCCGAUAAUUCAUGCGAUUCCACUGCAAACAUCAAAAAGUAUUAUUCUAUGCAUGAUGUUGCAACAGAUAAAAAAGUAGAAAAUCGAGCAUCAAAAUAUAUAAGUAGCACGUCAGCUAAUGAUUUGCAAAGAAAUAAAAGAAAAUUAAUUCCAGUAAAAAAAAAGCGCGUAAAGAAUUCUUUAUCAAUUGUGGCUACAGAAAACAAUAAUAAAAGUGAUACACGCGUAGAACAAAGCAAAGAUAUUAACCCAUCAACUAUUGAAAUGGGUUUAAAUGAAAAUACGAGUAGCAAGGGGGAUCAAGACAUAAAAAAGCAAGCAGAUAUUACUUGUAUGUCUAUUCUACAAAACCAGCAGGAAAAUCAAGAAAUAUGCAAUACUGAAAAUGUUGAUUUGAAACAAGACAUACGAAGACACGCAACAUCAAAUUUGGGAUUACCGAUCGCGUUUGCACAUGACUCAGCACUAUGCAAUGUUAAUAAGAAAAACAGCUGUGACAUGUUGCAAAACGUUAAAAAUUUAUUAACAAGUAAUGAUAUUUCGAAAGAUGGAAAGACGAGCUUUCUUGAUCAGUCUUCAGUGACGAAAUUAGAUAAAAAUUCUUUGGAAAGAAGAUGUGAUGAAUCUUGUCUCGUACAAAUGACAAAUUCAUCUAUAUCUCCAAGUCAAUCAAAUUGCAAUCAUAAUCACUCGUCAGAUGAUGAUAACAGUAGCGAUAUUGAAGUGGAAAUAAAAAUAAAACCCAAAUUGAAGUCUCAAAUAUUGCAGAAGUUUUCACUAAAAGCACCUUGGUCUGCAGUAAAUUCAUGUAUCGAAAAUUUACAUACGCUUAAGGAUAAUCCAAACUCCCUUAAUAAUUUUUUUGAAAUUAAUCAUAAAUCAUCUGAAAGAUCCAAACAUACGAUAACAAAUAAAAGCCCGGAAAACAAUAUGUCAUUAAGUGAUAAUCAAAAUGUUAUUAUUAAAACUGAGAAAAUUACAUAUGAUUCUGUUUCUACUGCUAAAGAUAAUGCAAAAUGUUCUCAACAACAAAAUUUUCAAAACUCUCCAAUUUCAAAAGAAGAUGAAAAUGCGAUAGAUUCUAGUCAACGAGAAAGGGAUAAAUGCAUGCAACUUGUUGAAACAACAACACAAAUAAAAACUGAGAACAAUUCUUUAUCAAGAAAACUUGCAUGCGGUAUGUCUGAGUUAGAAAAACAAAUACAUGACGCUUCCACGAGGAACAAACGAAAACAUAACGAAAAACAUUCUCAAGAUAAUACGAUUAUAAAAAAAGUUAGAAGUGAGUCGGUGCAUAAUCAGAAAAAAGAGGAUAAAAACACAUCAUGUAUCGAACAGAAAAAAAUACAAACAGCAGAUAAUCCUGAACGAAUUAAAACUGCAUACAACAUGCCUGAUUUAGAAGAACAACUACCACAGACUUUCUCGGAUAUGACGCAUAGCACACUUCGAUCUAUUACGGAGAUUAAUUGUCGAUAUGCCAUGAAAUUUUCGAGUCUCAAAGCAUCAGAUACAAGAAGGGAUGUAAGCUUAAAAAUCUGUCAGUCAACACAUUCUGCAUCAGUAUCUCCUCAAUCAGAAUCUCAUCCAUCAGAAUCUCUUCAAUUAACAUCUCAAUCAGCGCCUCGUCCGUUAGUAAUUUCUCAAUUAACGCCUAUUCAAUCAACACCUCAUCCGUCAGUAUCUUUUCAAGUAGCACCUACUCAAUCAGCACCUUGUGCGUCAGUACCUUCUCAAUUAGCACCUACUCAAUUAGUAUCUUGUCCAUCAGUAUCUUCUCAAUUAACGUCUACUCAAUCAACACCUCAUCCAUCAGUAUCUUUUCAAAUAGCACCUACUCAAUCAAUACUUCAUCCAUCAGUAUCUUUUCAAAUAGCACCUACUCAAUCAGUAACUCAUCUGUCAGUAUCUUCUCAAUUACCAUCUACUCAAUCAGCGCCUCGUCCGUUAGUAAUUUCUCAAUUAGCGCCUAUUCAAUCAACACCUCAUCCGUCAGUAUCUUUUCAAGUAGCCCCUACUCAAUCAGCACCUCGUGCGUCAGUACCUUUUCAAUUAGCACCUAUUCAAUCAGUAUCUUGUCCAUCAGUAUCUUCUCAAUUAACAUUUAUUCAAUUAACACGUCAUCCGUCAGUAUCUUCUCAAUUAUCAUCUGCUCAAUCAGCGCCUCGUCCGUUAGUAAUUUCUCAAUUAACGCCUACUCAUUCAACACCUCAUCCGUCAGUACCUUUUCAAGUAACACCUACUCAAUCAGCACCUCGUGCGUCAGUACCUUCGCAAUUAGCACCUACUCAAUCAGUAUCUUGUCCAUCAGUAUCUUCUCAAUUAACGUCUACUCAAUCAACACCUCAUCCAUCAGUAUCUUUUCAAAUAGCACCUACUCAAUCAGUAACUCAUCUGUCAGUAUCUUCUCAAUUACCAUCUACUCAAUCAGCGCCUCGUCCGUUAGUAAUUUCUCAAUUAGCGCCUAUUCAAUCAACACCUCAUCCGUCAGUAUCUUUUCAAGUAGCACCUACUCAAUCAGCAUCUCGUGCGUCAGUACUUUCUCAAUUAGCACCUACUCAAUCAGUAUCUUAUCCAUCAGUAUCUUCUCAAUUAGCGUCUACUCAAUCAACACCUCAUCUAUCAGUAUCUUUUCAAAUAGCACCUACUCAAUCAGCACCUCGUGCGUCAGUACCUUUUCGAUUAGCACCUAUUCAAUCAGUAUCUUGUCCAUCAGUAUCUUCUCAAUUAACGUCCACUCAAUCAGUAACUCAUCUGUCAGUAUCUUCUCAAUUACCAUCUACUCAAUCAGCGCCUCGUCCGUUAGUAAUUUCUCAAUUAGCGCCUAUUCAAUCAACACCGCAUCCGUCAGUAUCUUUUCAAGUAGCACCUACUCAAUCAGCAUCUCGUGCGUCAGUACUUUCUCAAUUAGCACCUACUCAAUCAGUAUCUUGUCCAUCAGUAUCUUCUCAAUUAGCGUCUACUCAAUCAACACCUCAUCCAUCAGUAUCUUUUCAAGUAGCACCUACUCAAUCAGCACCUCGUGCGUCAGUACCUUCUCAAUUAGCACCUACUAAAUCAGUAUCUUGUCCAUCAGUAUCUUCUCAAUUAGCGUCUACUCAAUCAGCACCUACUCAAUCAACACUUUGUUCAUCAAUAUCUUCGCAUUUAACAUCUCAAUCAGCAUAUUCUCAAUUAGCUUCUCAAACAGCAUCUCGUCCAUCAGUACCUUCUCAAUUAAUAUCUCAAUCGGCUUCUGAUCCAUCAGCAUUUUUUCAAUCAACACAUCCUGAAUUAACAUUUAAGUUAGUACCAAAAUUGCCAUCAUAUGAUACUGCUAUUAAUAAAAUACACUUCUCAUCUAAAAUAAACACAACAGUUACACCAGUUGAGAUUAAUACUCCAAAUGUUAACAACGAGCUCACAAAUCAUAAUAACAUUUACAUUACAAUGAAAAAUCUCUAUUAUCACAUUGGAUGCUGUCGCAAUUUUAAUCAAUAUAGAUCUAUAAUAAGACAUAUUUCUGUGGAACUAACAGAAAGAAUAUCUGAACAUGUGAAACAAAUAUAUUUAAAUUUGAUAAAUUUGAAAAUACUUCUGUGGGCGAAAGAUAUUCAGAGCAUUGUAACUUACAUUAAUCAAUAUACGUUAUUAAAUCCACCACUGACAGUGACAGAAUUAAACAAUUAUCUUGAUCUCCUGCAUAUUUGUAUCACACUAAGUUCGCAACAGAACGCAAAUGCAUCACAACAUCCGAAUGUUGGCGAAUCAGUUUCGAGUGCGUCAAUAUCAAACGCUAACACGCAAUCAUCUUUUAGAAAUGCUCCAUUUCCAGACACAAACAAAUUUAAGCAAUCUUCAAUACUACAUCCGGUGCCAACGAUCUCAAAUAUCAAUCAGCAGCAAUUGUUGGGCAAUUCGACUAAUUAUUCACAAAUACCACACUCGGGACAACCUAUGCCAAAUAUGCGCCAACAAUAUAAGUCUCAUAUAUCACUUACAGCACACUCACAUAAAUCGAAUGUCAAUCAACAACAAUCUUUAGAAAAUCCAAUACAAAGCAAGUAUAUGCGAUCGGCAAAUAUAUCGAAUGUUGGCACUCAAGAAGCUUUCGUGAAUAUGAGUAACGUUUCAUCAUGGAAUAUUAACAUGCACUCAUAUGGGCCAGUAAAUCAAGGGAAUGUAAACGUGCGUCCUAUAAGCAAUAUGAGACAACCACAUGUUGCAAAAAAUACCAUUAGCAGUACUGCAAUCGCGUUUGCUGCUAAUGUGCAGCAACAAAAACAAAUAUAUUCCCAGUCGUCGCAAAUAAACUCGAGGAUAACAAUUUGUCCGCCACUUAUUGCAAAUCAAAAUGUUCCUCUUGGGACAUGUCAAACUGUGCACAAUGCUACGUUAUCUGAAUCUCUCACAGUAAGUCCUGCUGUUCCAGGAAUCAAUACUGCAAUAAGAAAUGUUAAACAUCAAAGCGCAAAUGUGAAUCAACAGCAAGUAAACUGUAUUUCGCAAGUCUCUCCAGCACCUUUGGAAAGAACGAACUUAUUACCGCAGUACAAUUAUCCAAAUCCAAACGAAACUUCUUUGCACUUACUUCCAGAUGUUACAAUACACAAGAUGCAAAAUCAUUCCAUUCAGAAUAUUUUACCAGGUCAAAACAUGCAGCAGAUAUCACAGCAGAAAUUGCUGGUAAAUCAAGCGAAUGCAAAUGUGCGUCCUGCAAACAACACAGGACAAUCAAAUGUCACGUUAAAAAAUGUAAUUAGCAGUACCGAAACUGCAAAUCAGCAUUUACAACCAAAAGAUUCAGGUGUAAUUGAUUUAUCGAUUAGCAAUAUAUCGCAGAAUGUACAACAAAGUGUGAAUAAAGAAAUUCCCCAAUCGUUAAAUAAAGAUUAUAUGCGAAAGAAGACACAAUCUACAAAUCUACAAAGAGAAAAUUUAAACGCACAUAACAUAUUGCAAAAUACAUCUGGCACUUCUCCAAAAACUUCCACUUUGCAGAGUUCAAAUGUAUUUCCAAAUACGAUAAUGUCUUCACAAUAUUACAGUGAUACAAGUGGUAAAAUGUUUACGUCACCAAAAAACACACAAGCAAAUCAAGUUAUCUAUAAUUUUAAUCUGAUGAUGGAUAAUCAGGCAAUUACAUUAUAUAAUCAAAUGCGAUCAUAUUUCCACAUGCUAGACAAAAUGACAAAUUCUCUUAACAAACAGGAAUGUGAACGUAUUCAUCGUGAGAAAACAACACUAUUUUAUUUUUAUCAGCAUUUACAUAAUUACUUAAAGAGCAAGAUAAGAAAAGUACAGACUGUUGAAAAAUAUGUUGAUAAAGAAUCUCAAGACAAUAUAUCAGAGGCGGUGUUACAAGAGAACACGAUACAAACAUUCGUAGACAAGUUAACAAAGACUCAGUCUAAUCAAGUCAAUGAAAAUACUCCAGUUUGUAAUAACAAUUUAAAAGAACAAUCUUCAAAACAAAAUAUUGACUCGUAUAUUAAGGAGACUUCAAAAUCUACAAUGGUAAAGAGUAAUUUAGCGCAAAAUAAAGAGUCACUUUUUACGCCUGAGUUUGCAACCAGAACAUCACUUUCAAAAUACAUGAGCUCACAAGAGUCGAAUAAUAAUUUACUAAAGAAGUUAUUACUUUAUAGGAAAAAGCCACUGAUCGAAAAACAGCCAAAGAUUAUAGAAAACGUACAUGAAACUUCUGACGUUGCAACGUCAAAUAAUAGUACAGGAAACGAUGCACCAUCACAAUUCUCAUGUAAUACGAAAGAUCAAAAUAAUGAAAUAUAUAAUGAUAAUAAUAAAAUAAUUAAUAAAAGUUUGAAAGAUAAAAUGCGUAAUGAUGAAAAUAUUGCAGUAUUAAAUUCCACAGAAAUACAGUGUGAGCCAUUAAACAUAUCGCCCAGUCUAAAACAAGUUUCGUUAAACAACAUGUCGGAAUCGGUAUCUUCAAUAAAGAAAUGCAAAUCUACGGAAAUAAUGCAACGUGAGACGCAUGCCGAAACGAUAUCAAAGUUUUACUUAGCACAGCAAGAAGAUCCUACAAACGAAUGGAGUGACGAUUCUGAUACAACAUCUGAAAGCUCUUUUAAAUUAUAUAUCGAUGAAAAUCCAAAAAAAUUGCACGAACAAUGCGUUCAAGAAGAUAAUUUAAGUACAUCACAAAAUUCAGCAUCAUUAACUAAUACGACAAAAUGCGAAUCUACGAAACUAAUGCAAGGAGAUUCCGAGAAGAUACACGAAAAGCAAGUUGAAUCAAGAGAAUUUUAUUUAAAUGCACAACAAGAUCCUACGAACAAUUUUAUCGAUGAAUCGUCUGACAGUUCCUGGGAACUGUAUAUCGAUGAAAGCCCGAAGAAAUCGCAAAACGAUGAACAGUGCGACGAGAUAUCAUCUUCUGAAAAAGAUAACUUAAGUACAUCACGAGAUUCAGUAUCAUUUGAUACGAUGUACGAAUCUUCGAAAAAACUGCAAGUUACUGAAAAGCACGCCGAAACAAUAUCAGAAUUUUGCUCAAAUGCACAGCAAGAAGAUUUUUCGAACGAACAAAGUAAUAAUUCUAUCGAUGAAAUGUUCGAGAGUUCUGGAAAACUGCAUACCGACGAGAGUGCGAAAAAUACAAAGAUAGCAUCAUCUUUUUCGAAAAACAUCUCUGAGGCAAAUUCAGUUGAUAUGCGUCAAGAAUUUAUGAUCGAAACACAAGAUACUGAAAAUAUAAAAGAAGAAAAUAGUGAGCAAUCGCCUGAAAAGCACGCCAAAACAAUAUCAGAAUUUUGCUCAAAUGCACAGCAAGAAGAUUUUUCGAACGAACAAAGUAAUAAUUCUAUCGAUGAAAUGUUCGAGAGUUCUGGAAAACUACAUACCGACGAGAGUGCGAAAAAUACAAAGGUAGCAUCAUCUUUUUCGAAAAACAUCUCUGAGGCAAAUUCAGCUGAUAUACGUCAAGAAUUUAUGAUCGAAACACAAGAUACUGAAAAUAUAAAAGAAGAAAAUAGUGAGCAAUCGGCUGAAAAGCACGCCGAAACAAUAUCAGAAUUUUGCUCAAAUCCACAGCAAGAAGAUUUUUUGAACGAACAAAGUAACAAUGUUAUCGAUGAAACGUUUGAGAGUUCCGGAAAAUUGUAUACCGACGAGAGUGCGAAAAAUAUAAAAGUAGCAUUAUCUUUUUCGAAAAAUAUCUCUGAGGCAAAUUCAGCUGAUAUAUGUCAAGAAUUUGUGACCGAAACACAAAAUACUGAAAAUAUAGAAGAAAAGAGUGAGCAAUCGUUAUUAAAAAUAGAGGAAAUGUACCUUCAGGAAAUACCACUGACAAAAAUUGAAGUUUUGAAAGAUGAAUAUGAGUAUGACAGUAUGAGAGAACAUGCGAUGGAAUUGACUUACCUUUCUGAAGAUAAUAAUAAUAUAGGAGAGUUUCUUGAAGAUAUACAAGAAGAAAAGAUGAUAAUAGACACACACAACGAUAUUAACUUAAUCAAUGAACACGUGGAAGAGGGAAAGAUGAUAAAAGAUAUUCACAAUGAUAUUAACACGAUCAAUGAACAGCUCCAAUAUAUAUCCAAACAGACAUAUCAAAGUUCUUCAUGUAACUUCGUUCAAGAAGACGAUCCCGUUGAUGUAAAUGAAAAAAAAGAAAUUUCCACUGAAAACGAUGUUCUUAAUGUCAAUAUUGUUGAAUGUACUUCCGUAGAAAAUGAUAAUGAUUCCAAAGUCACUGAGAUUAUACCAAAUAUCGUGAACAUUAGAAGCAUAUCGCCAUCGUUAUUUGAAAAACUAGAUACGAAUAUAUUUUUUAAAAAUAAUUUAGAGAUAUUGAAUAAAAAUGAUGAAAAAUCGAUGAAUAUAAACGACGAUUUGGAAAUUUCGGAUGUGAACGACAUACCCUGUUUACGCUGUAAACGUAAGAGUAUGGUACGUUGUCAAGCUUGCUUGGAAGCGACUUAUUGCUCAAAACGUUGCUCAGCUUUGUAUUGGAAGGCGAUACAUCACAAGCAAUGCAAAGGCGAUAAUUUUACCUAUAUCGAUCUAGUUUAAAAACACAUCUAACAAAUUAUGACUACAACUGCAAUAUAAAUGUCGAGAAUCUUUUCUUAGCAUUUUAAGCUUCUCAAACCAAAAUAUAUGUUCAAACAGACGUAUGAAACUUCUUCAUGUAACUUCGUUCAAGAAGACGUUCCUGUUGAUACAAAUGAAAAAAAAAAAAGAAAUUUCCGGUGAAUACGAUGUUCUUAAUGUCAAUAUUGUCGAAUGUACUUCCGUAGGAAAUAACAAUUCCAAAGUCCCUGAGAUUAUGCCAAAUGUCGUGAACAUUAAAAGCAUAUCGCCAUUGUUAUUUAAGAAACUAGAUAUGAAUAUAUUUUUUGAAAAUAAUUUGGAGAUAUUGAAUAAAAAUGAAUAAAUAUUUCUCAAUUAAACAGUAUUAUAUUGUUACUAAGAAUUAAUACAUAAAAACUAUUGACGUGUGGAUUCUGUAAUGGAAUUUUUCUGUAUGUAGGACAAUUUGUAUUAAUAUUCUAUGUUUUUUUUAUUUCAUUAAUAAAAUAGAGAAACAGAAAAAAAAUUAACAAGAAUAUUGAUUUUUAAACUUCUUAAAGCCUUACUUCUUUUCACAACUACAACGAAUAUUGUUAAUACACAAUUAUAAUUGUGCAAUCUAUAAAUGUAA